AUGCCUCCUACCACCAUGAAGCAAUGGGUCGUCCAAGACAAGGAACACGACUUUGACGGCCUUGUCUAUCAAGAUGCGGAGGUCCCGAAAGUCGGUGAGAAUGAAGUCUUAGUAAAGCUUCAGGCUGCGUCUCUGAAUUACCGUGACUUGGUUAUUCCAAAGGGUACAUAUCCAUUUGCACUCAGAUUCCCUGUUGUCCCGGGCUCGGAUGGUGCCGGUGAAGUGGUGGACGUGGGGUCCAAGGUCGUCGAGUUCAAGAAGGGGGACCCAGUGGCCACUCUCUUCAACCAGGGCCACCAGUUUGGAGAAAUCGACUUGCAGGCCGCUCAGACUGGCCUGGGUGGUGUGAUUGAUGGUACCUUACGAGAAUAUGCCGUGUUUAAUGAGCAGGGCCUGGUGAAGGCACCGCGAAAUUUGACAGCUCUCGAAGCUAGCACCCUUUCUUGUGCGGCCCUCACUAGCUGGAAUGCUCUUUAUGGGCUGAAGCCCGUGAAGCCAGGCCAGGUUGUUCUUGUGCAAGGAACUGGAGGUGUUAGCAUGUUCGGCUUGCAGUUUGCCAAAGCUGCAGGUGCAACUGUCAUUGCUACUACCUCUUCAUCAGAAAAAGCCGACAAAUUGAAGAAGCUUGGUGCUGACCAUGUCAUCAACUACAAGGCUGACCCCAACUGGGGUGAUGCUGCUCGCAAGCUAACCCCCGAUGGAGCUGGCGUGGAUCACAUUAUCGAAGUUGGCGGAAGCGGUACUCUUCAGCAGAGCUUCAAGUGUGUGAAAUUUGAGGGUAUUAUCAGUGUCAUUGGAUUCCUUGGAGGCGUUGACCCUAAGACUCAGCCGACUGUCUUGGAAACAUUGGCUCACAUUUGCACUGUGCGCGGUGUCUAUGUUGGUAGCAAGGCUCUGAUGAGGGACAUGGUGCGGGCUAUUGAGGCCAAUGAUAUCCAUCCCGUGGUUGAUGACAAGAUAUUCAGUUUGUCUCAAGCCCGAGAAGCGUAUGAGUACAUGUGGGCUCAAAAGCACUUUGGCAAGUUGACGAUCAAGAUCAACUAA
Molecule: messenger RNA, 1044 nt
Organism: Penicillium nucicola
Lineage: Eukaryota; Fungi; Ascomycota; Eurotiomycetes; Eurotiales; Aspergillaceae
Product: zinc-dependent alcohol dehydrogenase family protein
Exons: 4
Coding region: 1-1044 (347 amino acids)
Molecular function (GO): oxidoreductase activity
Source: RefSeq, a predicted model, not a curated record